Cylindrotheca closterium is the source of this 3078-nucleotide messenger RNA. NCBI's taxonomy places the organism in Eukaryota, Bacillariophyta, Bacillariophyceae, Bacillariales, Bacillariaceae. The record is from the annotation of a GenBank genome assembly.
AUGUCUUGUCAAGUAUGGGCUCUUCUUUGCUGGCCGGUACUGCUGCUUCUGCCUACCAUCGCAGUAUCAAUAGAGCUGAGCAAUAUCCCCAUCAAAGACCACAAAUACGAGUACAAUGGAUAUGGAAACAAUAUCGAGAAUCCCACAUGGGGUGCGGUUGAUGGACCUCGUGUUCGAUAUUUACCCGAUGAAGAUGGCUUCUUCCAACGACCAGGUGUGCCGCGGAGUGAAGACAAUGGUGGUCUCCCAUCGGCCCGUCGAAUCAUGGAAGAACUCUUUCGAUUUCCAGCUCUCAAGGAAAAGAAAGCAUCUACUAGCACCAAUGACUUCAAACUGAUAUUUGGGAUGACCAUGUCUUCGGAUAGUCUAACCGCGGCCGGAACAAAUGAAAGCGAGCCAUUUGAUCUAACGGGAGACGGAAACUUUUCGGAUGGUGUGUUUUGCCCUGUCACUGGUCAGUUUGAAUCUGCUCGAGACUAUGACAAAUCGUUUCCUCGAUACAACCAUCAGCUCGUUGUUGGAAAGAAAGAUAACGAGCCAGUUCGUGCAACAACCAAUAGUGGUACAGCCUUUCUGGACCUUGGAUGCAUCUACGGAAAUUCCGUCGAAGAGAACGAAAAAAUUCGCAAUCAAGAUGACCCGAAACUAUUUGACUUGGUGAAUGGAACCAAUGGUCUCUUGCCCCGACAGCCAUAUCUCCGAUCUUGCUUUGGAGCAGUGCCAGCUUCCUAUGCGCUGCAAGUCGUCUGGAUGCGGUUACACAAUCAUGUUGCCGAGAUCAUCGCGAACGAAAAUGCUGGGCUCAACGAUGAGCAAGUUUUUCAAGCUGCUCGAAACUACGUCAUUGCAACAUAUCAGAAAAUUGCUCUUACAAAGUAUGUACCGGCUCUCCUCGGUGACUCCAUGGGUCGAUAUCCCGGGUAUAACUCAACCAUUGAUCCUUCUAUUGACGAGUACUUCGCUGGGGUCACUUACCGCUACGGCCACUCGGAACAACCAAAUGUCAUUCGAUUGGCUGAUGAAGACUUUUUGCCAACCUCGCAAGAUCCAAUCCUCAUGAGAGAUGCCUAUCAAAAGAAUCCGCAAAAGAUAGUCGAGAAUGCUGGAGGUAUUGAAAAGUUUAUAAGGGGAGCUAUCAUCACACCCACGAAACCUUUUGAUUAUGCGUUUGAGGACGAUCUAAACUUUUACAGCAAAGCAACCUCCAUGGUGGACGUACAGAGGUCUCGCGAUGUUGGCAUUCCGCCAUACAAUCAGGCCAGGGAAAAGUUUGGAUUAAAACGAUAUGCCACCAUACGAGAGCUGGUGGAAGCGAGUGGCUAUUACAACGAAGACCUCGUGAGCGUCAUGGAAAACCUAUACGGUAACGAUAUUGAAAAAGUCGAUUCAUAUGUUGGAACCCUCUUUGAGAAGCCGUCCAACGCAGAUGGUUUGUUUGGACCUUCGCUCACCGCAUCGACACGGGACCAAAUCAAUCGAAUCCGCACUGGAGACAGAUUCUGGUAUGAAAAAGAAUUCAACGCAACAGAGAUUGCUGCUCUACCUUCAAUGACGGACGUUAUCAAGCUUGUAUGUACCGGCAUGGAUAAAUUUCCAGAAACAUUCUUCCGGGUAUAUGGCUCUGGCAACGAAGAAGACGCGACAAAUGGCGAAGAUGAGAGUUGCAUCGGCAGACAGAGUCAAGUGGGGUUGCUAGGCGGAGAAGUAGUCGUGAAAUGGACUAUUGAUCAAUCUAAUGAGCUCGAAGAUGAAAUGAAAAGUAGUAUUGAACUUACACUUACUGCCAACGUAAAAAUGGAAGGAGCUGGUUAUUUGGGCAUCGGAUGGAGAUCUCGAAAGAUGGCAGGGGCAGAUAUUUGGAUUUGCACUGUAGACCCUGACGUGUUUGGUGAGGUGCCACGGUCGGCGAAUUGUGACGAGAGUCAGACCUCACCGCCUAUGUUUAGUUGCUGUCUAGCAAGUGGUGCCAAUGUCAGGCCAGAAUGUCGAAACGCAGAUGAUCCAAGCUUUUAUGAGCUAGACGUUGUCAAUUGGUGCUUAUCAGAAGAGGAGUCUUCGGUUACCAUCAAUGCACAGAUUUGUAACGAUGGUACUGUCACCGAUGACUGUUUUGACAUCUCCUCGAAUCCAGAUGGUACAAUGGACAUGAUUGUCUCUUUCAAUCCAAACGAUCAGAAUAAACCUCAUGGAUUCCUUAGGCGAACGUCAACUGUGGUAGAUUUGAAGGCAGGGAUACUUACAGCUGCCGAAGCCGGGGUUGCUUCCGCCGGUCUUAUUGCAUAUCAUGGGAUCACAAUGCUGGCCUUUUGGAUGCUCGGCGCUCCUGUUGGAAUCUAUGUUGUGCGCUACAUGAAAACAAAAUCAUGGCGUCUCGCAGUUCACAUUUCUAUUAUGGGCGCUGUUGGUGGUUUGACGAUUCCCAUCAUUGUUGGAAUAGAGAGUGCAGUUGGGGCAAGUUCUGACAAGACACAGGAACAUUCUUUCAUUGGCCUUAUUUUGACAUUUCUCAUACUUCCAAUGUUCCUAGCUGGACGAAUAAGAUAUUCGCAGCUCCAGGGAUUCAGCGUCAGUCGACGGGUUGCUCUUUGGGCAUAUGUUUUUCACAAGAUUUUUGGUUAUGCUAUCUUAAUCUUCGCUUGGUGGAAUUGCUAUACUGGACUGGUGCGAAUUUCACCAGCGGACUCGUUUUUUCAGCUCGUUGUUCUUAGCAGUUACUCGUUCGGGUACGACGUGCCGAUAUUCGGCGUUUUCAAGAACAAUAUUUUCUGGCCGUAUCUAUCAAUUGUUGUGUUAAUCUUUGCAAUGUCCGAGAUACGAAAGAGGGUCCUCAAUCACAGGGUUCAUGCGAGUCAGCUAUUAGUGGCAACCAAAACAAUAUGGGAUGAUGGAAAUGUUUUUGCCGGCACAUCUGAAGUGAUACAAGAGAUGGAGAGAGGGAAGUUCCUAGAGCUGGUGCGACUCGGAACUCCUCUCUGCAUCAUCGAUGGUCGGGUUUUGGAUCUCACUGGUUUUCUCGAGCACCACCCUGGAGGUAGUGAUAUGCUUGAAGGAGUCGCUGGAACAGACAUAUCCGCGUAA